AUGUCUACCCAUACUGCGUAUACUAUCGAUGGUCCGUUUGACGUGUACGCCCAAGAGGGAGCGUAUACUAAAACCGAUCUUGACCAGUCUUUAUCAUUCAUGAACUCUAUGGAGGAUGUUGUGGCGCCCACCACAGAUGAGUUCGACUCUGAUCUCGACGCUCUAUUCGAAGGAAUCAACUUUGAUGCUCUUACGGUGCAAACUACCAACCCUCGGGCCUUUCAGUUUCAUGGGUCCGAUUCAUUCAGUCUCCGUGGACCUGCGUCUGCGUUCACUUUCUCAUCCUCUGAGUCCUCUUAUGAGUCACAUUCGACUCAUUCCGAGUCCUCUUACGGAUACUCGUCUCGCGAUGCCGCUUCGGAUUAUUCCUUAUCAUUCGACCUCGACUCGGAGUAUCAGAGGUUUAGCGUUGAUACCCAGGCCCAAAGCCAAGGUAUCACUCUAGGCAGAUUGGAUUGCAUCGAUCCUACCGCAUUCAACACGAUGCCUGCAUCUCCUUACAAUCCAUCUGACCUCGCGCUGAUAGCCACAAAAUCAUACGAUAGCAAGUCCAGUUUUUCUGACUAUGGGCCAUCCACCCCCAACUUUUUGAACCAGUUGGCAAGCUAUGGCACAAUCGCAGGCGCUACUGUUUCAGUUGAUCAGAUCGACUCUCAUCUUUCAGGAGUCUACUCGAUUGCACUAGCGCCCUCUUCUACGGAUGAUUCUCGCAAAGACAAUUCCAGUAAGAAGAAGUACAAGUGUACCGUUUGUACCCGUGGUAAGACCUGUUACUUCACUAGCCGCAGCAAGAUACUUAUCUGA
Molecule: messenger RNA, 804 nt
Organism: Lentinula edodes (shiitake mushroom)
Lineage: Eukaryota; Fungi; Basidiomycota; Agaricomycetes; Agaricales; Omphalotaceae
Exons: 1
Coding region: 1-804 (267 amino acids)
Source: RefSeq, a predicted model, not a curated record